Messenger RNA from Psammomys obesus (fat sand rat), 2835 nucleotides. Its product is annotated as contactin-6-like. The record is from RefSeq and is a predicted model, not a curated record. Gene Ontology annotation, biological process: cell-cell adhesion. Gene Ontology annotation, molecular function: protein binding. The transcript has 19 exons. The coding region runs from base 191 to 2668 and encodes 825 amino acids. Lineage: Eukaryota; Metazoa; Chordata; Mammalia; Rodentia; Muridae.
GACAUUCCAUACGGCUUGGUUCUGCCUGGGUGCACAGCAUGCCUGGCUGAGGACUCCAGACAGAGUUCUGCAGGAAAAUUGUAAAGAUCCCGAGACAUUUCCCUGAUAGAUUGCUAACAUACUGACUAGAAGAUACAAUCUUCUUUCCUGCUGAUUGCAUGGGAGAAAAUUUUGACCUUAGAACGUGGAGAUGAGGUUGCUAUGGAAACUGGUAAUUCUGCUGCCACUCAUAAACUCUUGUGCAGGUGAGGGUCGUUUCAGCCGUCCUAUUUUUAUCCAGGAGCCACAAGAUGUCAUUUUUCCUUUGGAUUUAUCUAGAUCUGAAAUUAUUCUGACAUGUACUGCAAAUGGAUACCCUUCCCCGCAUUACAGGUGGAAACAAAAUGGCACAGAUAUUGACUUCAGCAUGACUUAUCACUAUAGGUUGAAUGGAGGCAGUUUGGCCAUUAGCAGCCCCCGCACGGAUCAAGAUAUUGGCACCUACCAGUGUCUGGCCACCAAUCCUGUGGGCACCAUUCUGAGUAGAAAAGCCAAACUACAGUUUGCAUAUAUCGAAGACUUUGAAACCAAAACCAGAAGCACAGUGUCCGUCCGAGAAGGUCAAGGUGUGGUGCUCCUCUGUGGCCCACCACCACAUUUUGGAGAUUUAUCAUAUGCCUGGACAUUCAAUGAUAAUCCCCUGUAUGUUCAAGAGGACACGAGGCGAUUUGUAUCUCAAGACACAGGGAACUUGUACAUUGCCAAAGUAGAGCCAUCCGAUGUGGGCAAUUACACUUGCUUCAUCACAAACAAUGAGGCUCACAGAAGUGUCCAAGGACCACCCACCCCUUUAGUGCAGCGCACUGAUGGUGUCAUGGGGGAAUAUGAGCCAAAGAUUGAAGUGCGUUUUCCAGAAACAAUACAAGCUGCAAAGGAUUCAUCUGUAAAACUGGAAUGCUUUGCCCUUGGAAAUCCAGUCCCUGACAUUAGCUGGAGAAGGUUGGAUGGAAGCCCGAUGCCAGGGAAAGUCAAAUACAGCAAAUCACAAGCUAUCCUUGAAAUCCCAAAUUUCCAACAAGAAGAUGAAGGCUUCUAUGAGUGCAUCGCAGGUAAUCUUCGAGGAAGAAACCUUGCAAAGGGUCAACUCAUUUUCUAUGCCCCUCCUGAAUGGGAAAGGAAAAUCCAAAAUACAUACCUUUCUAUUUAUGACAGCUUGUUUUGGGAAUGCAAAGCUAGCGGAAAGCCAAAUCCUUGGUACACUUGGCUAAAGAAUGGUGAACGCCUCAACCCAGACGAGAGAAUUCAGAUUGAAAAUGGGACUUUUAUCAUCACCAUGCUGAAUGUGUCAGACUCUGGGAUGUACCAGUGUGCUGCAGAAAACAAAUAUCAGACAAUUUAUGCAAAUGCAGAAUUGAGAGUUUUAGCCUCAGCUCCAGAUUUCUCAAAAAAGCCCAUUAAAAAAAUUUCAGUUGUUCAAGUUGGUGGUGACAUUUCUAUCGAAUGCAAACCAAAUGCCUUCCCCAAAGCAUCUAUUUCCUGGAAAAGAGGGGCAGAGACCCUGAGGCAAAGUAAAAGGGUAUUCUUCUUGGAGGAUGGCAGCCUUAAGAUAUGCAAUGUGACCAGGUCUGACGCUGGGUCUUAUACAUGCGUAGCCACAAAUCAGUUUGGCAAUGGGAAAAGCAGUGGCAGUCUCAUCGUGAAAGAGAGAACUGUCAUUACAAUCCCGCCUUCUAAAAUGGACGUGACAGUCGGUGAGAGCAUUGUUUUACCCUGCCAAGUGUCUCACGACCCCACCAUGGAAGUUGUAUUUGUUUGGUACUUUAAUGGAGAUGUCAUAGAUUUAAAGAAAGGAGUGGCUCAUUUUGAAAGAAUUGGGGGAGAAUCUGUUGGGGAUUUAAUGAUAAGGAAUAUUCAAUUAGGCCAUUCGGGAAAAUAUCUAUGCACAGUACAAACAACACUAGAAAGCUUGUCUGCUGUAGCUGAUAUCAUUGUGAGAGGUCCCCCUGGUCCCCCAGAAGAUGUAAAAGUGGAGCACAUCUCAAGUACCACCUCCCAGCUCAGCUGGAGACCGGGCCCUGAUAAUAACAGCCCCAUUCAAAUUUUUACUAUUCAAACUCGGACACCCUUUUCUGUGGGUUGGCAAGCUGUUGCUACAGUCCCUGAAAUUCUCAAUGGACAGACAUAUAAUGCAACGGUAGUUGGCUUGAGUCCCUGGGUGGAAUAUGAAUUUCGUGUUGUUGCUGGGAACAACAUUGGGAUUGGAGAGCCAAGCAAACCAUCCGAAUUGCUGAGAACCAAAGCAUCAGCUCCAAGCCAACCACCUGCAAACAUUGCCUGGAAGCUGUCAAAUUCUAAAUUAUGCUUGAACUGGGAGCAUGUAAAAACUAUGGAAAAUGAGUCUGAAGUGCUGGGCUACAAAAUCCUCUAUAGGCAAAACCGACAGAGUAAAACACAUGUUUUGGAAACAAACAACACAUCAGCUGAGCUUCUGGUUCCAUUUGAAGAAGACUAUUUGAUCGAAAUAAGAACGGUCAGUGAUGGUGGAGAUGGAAGCAGCAGUGAGCAAAUAAGAAUUCCAAAAAUGUCCAGUUUGAGUUCCACAGGAGUUCAGAUUUUAAAGCCCAGUUCCCAGUUCCUGUCAAUGGUUGGAAUUUUUUACUGUUUUGCUAUUCAACCACUUUCACGAUGAAUCAAUCCAUGGAUCUUUGAGAAUUUUCUGAAAACAAAUCAUUCUGUAAAUACAUUCCCCAGCCUCCAUCACAAGACAUAUUCUUAAUACAGACUUGUUUGAAAAGAAAAAAAAAAUGUAUAUUACUAAGAUCUUGUAAAUAUCUGUGGUACAUUAAUAAAACAGUU